CGCGUUGUUAUGCCACUUUCAGCGCAAUAUAAACCUGGGCCUCAGCACCUUCAACAAGGGUCAGAUUUCCAGCACAAAUGACUCUAAUCAACGGGUGGAAGACUUUACUCGAGACUGCAUAGACGUAUCCGGAUUUGCUAUAUUUAUCAUUGACUUCACUAAAACCCUUUAACAGUAUGACGUUAUUAUUCUGUUAUUUUAAAUUAAUGGGCAAAUAGCGAAAAACAUUUAUAAAGGAUGCAUCUUGAGAUUGCACUUAAAUCCACGAAGAAAUCGCGAUUCCGUGGGGCGCACAAUUCUGAUUAGACAAUUCUUAUUAUUGUUCACCACAUGGAAAAAUUCUGAACUCUGAAAAGUAGCCGAGGGCGACCAUUUUUCAAGACUCCAAGACGCGUAGGCUAAUUUGGGUCCCCGUGCGUUUCAAGAUGAACCUAAUUGGGAGCUACCAGCACCAUCACCUAAUGCACGAGACCUUUCCGUUCGUCCAGAGGUGUCAUCCAGACGCACAGUACUUCCAGAGCUGGGUGGUGAAUCACGCAGAGGUUCCCGCAGACUUUCAGAUCCAGCAGCCGUACUCUUCCGAGUUCAGCGGUCCGAGCGUCGCGCAAGACGCCCAGAUGGACGCGCUGUCCGGGCGAAUGGGGAAAAGACGAGCGUCCGGACCCAAGAAAGAGCGGAAAAGGACAGAGAGCAUCAACACUGCUUUUGCCGAACUGAGAGAAUGUAUACCAAACGUUCCCGCGGACACCAAACUGUCCAAAAUAAAGACACUGAGACUGGCCACAAGUUACAUUGCCUAUCUGAUGGAUGUUCUGGCAAAAGACACUGGUGAAACGGAGGGAUUCAAAGCAGAAAUAAAGAAAUUUGACAGUAGAGAUUUAAAAAGGAAACGAGAAGUGAAUGACGGUCUUCAGGAUUCACUAGGAAGCGAGAAAAAGUUCAAAGGCAGGACGGGUUGGCCUCAACAGGUUUGGGCUCUGGAACUCAACCAGUGAAUGGCUCGCGCCCCACCGAACGGCACCCGGCACUCAGACUCGGUAUUCAAGCGCGCGUCUGGGAAUACAACCACUUGUACACUUCAAAGUGCAAUGUUAUUCAUUUGAAUCUGGGGGGGGCGGGAUAUUAGAGGACUUGAAAACGGCACCAUUGCUAAUAAUUUAACCGUCUUAUUAAUUCGUUCUGUGCUAUGGUUGUACCUAACUGUGAUAUUUCCCACAUAAUUUAAAACUAAAUCAUAAAAGAAUGAAAAAAGCCAUUAUUUUGUUG
Anguilla anguilla (European eel) is the source of this 1266-nucleotide messenger RNA. Its product is annotated as heart- and neural crest derivatives-expressed protein 1-like. The coding region runs from base 426 to 995 and encodes 189 amino acids. NCBI's taxonomy places the organism in Eukaryota, Metazoa, Chordata, Actinopteri, Anguilliformes, Anguillidae. Gene Ontology annotation, molecular function: DNA-binding transcription factor activity, RNA polymerase II-specific; RNA polymerase II transcription regulatory region sequence-specific DNA binding; protein dimerization activity. Gene Ontology annotation, biological process: heart development; regulation of transcription by RNA polymerase II. The record is from RefSeq and is a predicted model, not a curated record. The transcript has 2 exons.